AUGAAGGAUUUGAAAACAUUAACAAAAGAUGAAUUGUUUGGAAUCCUCACAGCCUAUGAAAUGAGGAGAGAAGACAAACUAGCACAAAAAGAGGUAUCUUUCAAAGCAUCAAAGAAGGGCAAGAGAAAAAAUCAUACACCAAAAGAAAGCACAAGAAGUGAAUUAGAUGAGGCUGAAGCUUAUUUCAUGAGAAAGUUCAAAAAGGGCAAAGGCAAAUACAAAAGCAAAUUCCCAUUCAAAUGUUUCAAUUGUGGCAAGGUUGGGCACUAUGCUUCAAAGUGUCCUCAAAAUGAAAGUGAUAGUAGUGAAGAGGAGAAGAAGUGCUAUUCUAAGAAGAAAGGAAAGAAAUACUUCAAGAAGAACUUCUCAAAACAUAAGAAAAACUUCUACUCUAAGCAAAGUUCCAGUUCAUCGGAGGAAAACUCUGAAGAUAUAUCCAGCAGUGAUGGAGAAGAGAUUCUUUUUAUGGCAAUGAAAGUCAAAGAUGAUGAAGAUGAGAAGGAGGAAGGACAAGAGGCUAUGUGUGAUGAAGAAGAUGUAGAUCUUUAA
Molecule: messenger RNA, 549 nt
Organism: Cryptomeria japonica (Japanese cedar)
Lineage: Eukaryota; Viridiplantae; Streptophyta; Pinopsida; Cupressales; Cupressaceae
Exons: 1
Coding region: 1-549 (182 amino acids)
Molecular function (GO): nucleic acid binding; zinc ion binding
Source: RefSeq, a predicted model, not a curated record